AUGGGAGCCAUGAAGCUGAACGAGAGGAGUGUGGCCCACUAUGCACUGAGCGACUCCCCGGCCGACCAUACGGGCUUUCUGCGCACUUGGGGCGGGCCAGGGACUCCACCGACCCCCAGUGGCACUGGCCGAAGGUGCUGGUUUGUCCUCAAAGGCAACCUGCUCUUCUCCUUUGAGAGUCGUGAGAGCCGGGCCCCGCUGAGCCUGGUGGUGCUGGAGGGCUGCACAGUGGAGCUGGCCGAGGCUCCCGUGUCUGAGGAGUUCGCCUUCGCCAUCCGCUUCGACGCCCCUGGUGUGCGCCCACACCUGCUUGCGGCCGAUGGGCCCGCGGCACAGGAGGCCUGGGUGAAGGCACUGUCCAGGGCGAGCUUUGGCUACAUGCGCCUGGUGGUGCGCGAGUUGGAGAGCCAACUGCGUGACGCCCGCCACAGCCUGGCCUUGCAUCGCCACUCAUCCUGGAAGGCCGCUGGCAGCCACUGUAAGCCCCAGGCUCCUGACCACCGGUCUCUGGGCCUGGAAAACGGUCACUCCCCCUCCAAGGAUUGCAGCCCCAUGGACUUGGUUGAAGAAAGGGGCAGCAGGCCAGCAGGGCGGGGCUUGGCCGAGUGGCAGGGCCCUGCCAGCCACUUCCUAGGCAGGAGGCAGAGCCCCUCGUUCCCUGAGACCUCCUACUUCUCUACCCUGCACAACUGGUAUGGCCAGGAGAUCAUGGAGCUGAGGCAAAGGUGGCUGCAGAGGGUCUGGGGGAGCCAGCCAGAACGUGAGGAACAGGAUGGGCCCUGAGCCUCAGCCUUUCGGGUUCCACCCUUAUCCUGCUGGUCAGGACUCCGGGGCCAGUGCUUUUCCAGGAAUUCAAUGUUUAUUCGGUUUAAAGUUGCUUUUUUUGAGAGGGUUCUUUCCUUCCUGCUUUUUAGAACUUCUCCAGGUUCCAGAUCCACCCCCGUACCUGGAGGGGACUGAGGAAUCAUUCCUUCCAGCCCAUUUAUUUCCUGAGGCCCAGAGAGGAGAGGGGGCUUGCUUAGCAGCGGUAGAGCCAGACCCAAG
Messenger RNA from Odobenus rosmarus divergens (Pacific walrus), 1044 nucleotides. It is a transcript of the gene PHETA2, whose product is annotated as family with sequence similarity 109, member B. Bases 1 to 783 code for a protein of 260 amino acids. Gene Ontology annotation, biological process: endosome organization; receptor recycling; retrograde transport, endosome to Golgi. The record is from RefSeq and is a predicted model, not a curated record. The transcript has a single exon. Gene Ontology annotation, cellular component: trans-Golgi network; early endosome; recycling endosome. Lineage: Eukaryota; Metazoa; Chordata; Mammalia; Carnivora; Odobenidae.